Molecule: messenger RNA, 392 nt
Organism: Carcharodon carcharias (great white shark)
Lineage: Eukaryota; Metazoa; Chordata; Chondrichthyes; Lamniformes; Lamnidae
Gene: atp5f1e
Product: ATP synthase F1 subunit epsilon
Exons: 3
Coding region: 105-260 (51 amino acids)
Biological process (GO): proton motive force-driven mitochondrial ATP synthesis
Cellular component (GO): mitochondrial inner membrane
Molecular function (GO): proton-transporting ATP synthase activity, rotational mechanism
Source: RefSeq, a predicted model, not a curated record
UGAUUGGCUGAUUUGUCCAGCCUGACGUUGAUUGGCUGGCUGUUAGUGGCUCUCCUUUUGCUGGGCGCCAUCUUGGCCGAGGCGGUGAAAGAAGUGAAGUGAAGAUGGUGGCUUUCUGGAGGCAAGCCGGCUUGAGCUACAUUCAGUACUCUCGAAUCUGUGCACAAGCAGUGAGGGCUGCCCUAAAGCCCCAGUACCAAGCAGAGGCAAAGAAAGCGGCAGAUGUAAAUGUUAAAGUCAACAAGCUGAAAGAGACCUGAGCAGUUUCUACAGACCUGAGCUUUUGGAUAUGAGAACACUUUGACCCAUCAUCCUGAAAGAUGGAAUUGCAAAUCCACUUGAAGACUGUGUCUGCAAAACUGACCAAAUGUUAAUUAAAAAUAUAGAUCUUA